GCAGUGUGUGUUGGGUAAGAGGAGCAUGAUGGCUGCAGACAGCAGCGAGCUGCUGCUGCUGGCUCUGGUGGAGGAAUAUGUCUCCGGACUACAGGACAGCAAGGCCACAGACACAGCGACAGGUGUCAAAGAUGGAAAGUUUACAGUCCUGCAGCUGGUGGAAGCUCUGGGAGUGAGUCUGACCAGCUCUCAGCCUCACACUCGAGCCAGAGGAGUCCAGCUGCUCUCUGAGGUUUUAAAGGAGAGUUUUGGACUUCUGACGGAGAGAGAAGUGGAAGUUCUCAUUGCCUUCUAUGAGAACCGUCUGAAGGACCAUUACGUGGUGACUCCUCCGGUCCUGCAGGGCCUCAGAGCGCUGACUAAAUGUUCCGUGCUGCCUCCCGGCUCGGCCGUCUCCAUGCUGAGGUCUCUGUUCCAGGAUGUUCACGUCCAGUCUCUGAUGCUGACGGAGAGAUCUUGUGUCUACAACAUGCUCAUCAACCUGAUGUCCUCCAGAGAAGACGAGCUGAAGGGUCUGGGGCCAGACUUUGUGUUUGGCUUCGUCCAGUCGAUGGACGGGGAGAGAGACCCUCGAAACCUGCUGCUGUCCUUCCAGAUCGCCAGGAGCAUCGUCCUGAGAGGUUACGACCUCGGUAAAUUCAGCGAGGAGCUGUUUGAAGUGACGUCCUGUUAUUUCCCCAUCGACUUCAGCCCCCCUCCCAACGACCCCCAUGGUAUCACCAGAGAGGAGCUGAUCCAGAUGCUGAGAGACGUCCUCACUGGGACGCCGAGCUUCGCUGAGUUCCUGUUGCCUCUCAUCAUUGAGAAACUGGACUCAGAUGUUCUGAGUGCUAAGCUGGACUCUCUGCAGACUCUGACGGCUGCUGUGUCUCAGUAUGAACACAAAGACCUGGCAGAGUUCCUGGAGGGUCUGUGGGCGUCCAUACGCAGAGAGGUGUUCCAGACGUCGAGUGAGAAGAUCGAGUCUGCCGGCCUCGCCGCGCUCACCGCCAUCACUUCCUGUCUGUCUCGCUCAGUCCUCCACUCUGACUCUGACGACUCCCUCAGCACCUUCCUGCAGCUCGUCCUCAAAGACUGUAAACAUCACCUGUGUGAGCCGGACCUGAAGCUGGUGUGGCCCAGCGCCAAGCUGCUGCAGGCGGCCUGCAGCGCCUCCAACAGGGCCAGCCACGUCAUUACAGCUGCUGUCCUGCCCUCAGUGGUGGAGCAGUACAACAACAGGGCUCAGUGUUCCCACAGGAGAACGUUACUGGAGGUGGUGCAGAGAUUCCUCCAGUCAGUGAAAACCAGCCAGUCUGCAGAGAACGUAGAAGAGAGUGUGUUUGUGGCGUUCAGGGCCUCUCUGUGCAGCAUGGUGUUCUCAGCUCUGGCAGAAACCAACGCCAGCCUACAGGUCACAGCUACCUGUGUGUUAACGUCACUGGCUCAACAGACAGGUGUGCUGCAGCAGUGUGAGGUGGAGCUGGCUGUAGAUCACCUGACCAACCUGCUGCUGACGGAGGACGACCAGGAAGUCAGUGUUGCGGUGGUGAAGUGUGCAGGAUCUCUAGCAGCGCUGCAUCCAGCAGCUUUCAUCACUAAACUCCUCCCCAGACUGAAGACGGAGAUGUUUGCUGAGCCCACGGUUCCAGACAACGACUCAGCGCUUUUUGAGCAGCGUUCCCAUCAUGCAGUGCGUCAGCGCUGUCUGUCUGCUCUGGCGGCUGUUUCCACUCAGCCCAGCGUGCUGCAGGAGAGCACACCUGUCCUGCUGGAGGUCCUCAGCUCCGCCCACACAGGGCGUGCUGGUUUCUCGGUGGAGGAGGUGGUGCUGGCGUGUCGUAGUCUCCAGAGGAUAGCGGAGCAGGUUGAGGACGGCGAGGAGGCGGGGCGCUGCUUCCAUGACAUCAUCAUCCCGCGCCUGCUGUCUCUGGCGCUCCAGGCAGCGCUGCAGGGUGAGGCCUCCUCUGGUCCUCGUAGUCCUCUCCUGGAGGAGGAGGUCCUGUCCUCCAUGGUGCCCGUCAUCACCACUUCCUGCUCCAGGCUGCAGCCCACGUUGGCGGGACAGACGGCGUCCAGGGUCGUGUCUCUCUUCCUGGACGGUGAUGUUUCCUUUCUGCCCGACAACUCGUUCCCUUCGCAGGUCAAACUGCUCCAGCAGCAGGACUCGUGGAGCUGCUCCCAGCUGGUGUGUCUGCUGAUGGGCUGUGUGUGUUCGCUGCCUCGCUCUGUGGAGGUUCCUCAGAUAGACCAGCUGCUGUCUCAGCUGGAGGAGAUGAGCUGCAGCUGCUCACACCUGCUGGCAUCCACCUCCGCUGCUAAAUGCUACGCUGGCCUGGUCAACAAGACGCCUCAGGGUGAUUGUCUAGACAGUCUGAUCCAGAGAACCAUGAAGAGAGUCUGUGAGCAGUUAGACUCUCCCUCUUCAUCUGGACGCACUCAGGCCUUCACACUCCUCCUCUGGGUAGCGAAGGCUCUGCUGCUGCGGUAUCAUCCUCUGUCCAGCAGCCUCACCAACAAGCUCUUCUCCCUGCUGGACUCUCCUGAGCUCGGUCCUCUGGCAGCAGACGGCUUCUCGCUGCUGAUGAGCGACUCCGCCGACAUCUUGAACCGCCGUUGCCAUGCCGACGUUCGCAUCAUGUACCGCCAGCGCUUCUUCAGCGAGAAUUCUGCCAAGUUGGUGCAGGGAUUCAACACGGCAACACAAGAGAAGAAGCCCAACUACCUGAAGGCUCUGUCUCUCAUCGUCAACAAGCUGCCCAAACAGGUCCAAGUCACCGAGCUCCCACCGCUGCUGUCUCUGCUGCUGGAGGCCUUGUCCUACCCUGAUGAGGGCGUCCAGCUGUCCACUCUGUCCUGCCUGCAGCCCGUCCUCAUGGACCCUCCUCCAGCUCUCAUCAGGCAGCUGGAGGCUCUGAUCAGCAGGCUGACGGGCCUCACCUCCAGCACCAACAUGAACGUUCGGAUGGCCUCUCUGCGGUGUAUUCAUGCUGUCUGCCGUUUCCCAGAACACGAGGUUUUGCCGUUUCGGGCCCGAGUGCUGCGAGCGCUGGCCCGCCCUCUGGACGACAAGAAGAGGCUGGUGAGACGAGAGGCGGUCCAGGCCCGAGGAGACUGGUUCUUGUUAGGAAGCGCUGGGGGAAGUUGAUUCUGCUCCCCAAAUAUAAUCCAAGUCCCCCGUCCCCCAAGUCUAACCAAGUCCUCCCAUCCCCCCUGAACCUGGAAGAACAGAUGUGGGACCUCCAGGACCAGGUACCUCCAGGACCAGGUACCUGAGGACCAAAUCCACACCACCACAGCCCUCUCCACUGGUCCUGGAUCUUCCAGUUCCCUCUUUCUGACCAGAAUCCCUCCAUCCUCCAUCUUCUCUCCCUUUUUACUGAAACCUUUUUGUUAUAACUGUCUGUAUUCUCAUGAACGCACAAAGAAGAAGAAGAAGAAGAAGAUAAUGUGGACGGACUUAUGGAGCUUUGUCUAAGUUAAAAGAAUGAAGAUGAGCAGUUUGUUUAAAAUGUUUCAAAUCUUAA
Molecule: messenger RNA, 3506 nt
Organism: Centropristis striata (black sea bass)
Lineage: Eukaryota; Metazoa; Chordata; Actinopteri; Perciformes; Serranidae
Gene: mms19
Product: MMS19 homolog, cytosolic iron-sulfur assembly component
Exons: 31
Coding region: 26-3127 (1033 amino acids)
Biological process (GO): iron-sulfur cluster assembly
Cellular component (GO): cytosolic [4Fe-4S] assembly targeting complex; MMXD complex
Source: RefSeq, a predicted model, not a curated record